AUGGCCUCGUACCUCUACAUUGCGUCAUCGGCAAGCCUGGCCGUGAUCGUGUAUGCAGCCUUCAAGCUCAUUGAGCAUCGCAGAUUCUACGCAAACUUGCCAAAACCCCCUGGCCACUCGAUUCUGUUUGGUCAUCUAAAGUUAUUCGGCGAUAUCGUCAAAUUGUUUCCGGCAGGGACCCAUCCUCAAUACUUCUACACCUAUCUCUCCCGCAAAUACUCACUUCCCGAUGUCUGGUAUGUCGAUUUAUGGCCGAUUGGGCCCCAGCAGGUCGUGAUUACCGGACCCGAUGCCGCUGCACAGGUCACCGCCAUCCGAUCAUAUCCGAUGCACCCAGAAGUCAACCGCUUCUUGGCUCCAAUGAUCGGAGACAAUGUCAUCGCGGCAACUAACGGGCCCCUAUGGAAGAAAUUACACCAUAUGAUGGCACCUGCAUUCACACCUAGAUACGUCAAGACACUUCUUAGUACCAUCGCAGACGAGGUUAUGCUAUUUCAUGGCAGAUUGCGAGAGCUUGCCAAAGCGGGCGACGUGUUCUCUAUGGAAGAAGAGCUGUCGAAACUCAGUUUCGACGUCAUUGGUGGCAUCGUGUUCGGAGUCUCGUUCAACGCCCAGCGAUCUGGGUCUCUCAUUCUGGACGACCUCAGAGCAGUACUGAGCUUAUCACAACUAAUUAGAGAAAGCUGGAAUCCUAUAACAAAGAUCCAGGCAUGGUGGUCAAGGCGGCAGGCGAUCAAGCGCUCCGAUAUUUUUCUGCAAAAGCGACUCGUGGAGAGAUAUCGAGUCAUGAAGAACGAGAAGAAUAUCCCAACCAGGCAAAGUGCCAGAAGUAUUCUUGACCGGAUUCUGCUGGAGCGAAUUGAGAACAACGGUGACGCUGUCGAGCAGCCCCUGGGCCAGGACUUCUUGGAACUUGCGGUAAAUAACCUGAAGGCUCUACUCAUUGGUGGUCAUGGAACCACGACGGAUACUCUAUCGAUAUUGCAGGACAAUCCUGCCAAGACAAACGAGCUUGAGUACACGUCAGCCGUGAUCAUGGAGACGUUGCGCAUCUUCCCCGUGGGAUUCUCUAUCCGCGAGUCACCCCCAAAUGAGUAUGCCGAAUCUGCAGUUCAAAUCGCGUUCAUUCCCGACGGCCGGCCAGAUGAUCGUUCUCUGUCAACACGCCACUCACUUCGAUCCUAA
Molecule: messenger RNA, 1185 nt
Organism: Purpureocillium lilacinum
Lineage: Eukaryota; Fungi; Ascomycota; Sordariomycetes; Hypocreales; Ophiocordycipitaceae
Source: RefSeq, a predicted model, not a curated record